AUGACUGAAUCCUAUCUGAGAUAACAAAAGUUGGUAACACAUACUUGGUCACCAGAUGGCUAAUAUGUUGCCCUAUCUAUUAAAAAUACCAGCAAUGCAGAUAUUUAUAAGGUUGGUUAAUUGGAGAAGAUUGGAACAUGGUAAAAGGUAUCCACUUUGAAGGAUGCAUCCUAAUAAAUUAAUGUGUUGUCUUGGUCAGUAGAUAACAAAAUUUUAAUUGGAAGUGAUGAUAGAAGCGUUUAUGUAUAUAGAAAUGUCAAUAAUACUUGGAGCAAAGAUUUAGUCAUUAUCACAAACGAGAAAGCAAUUUUGUCAGGAGAAUGGGCUCCAAAUGGAUAAAAAUGUGUAGUUGGGACUGCAUGUCAUAAAGCAUUUGUUUUAUUUUUUGAAGAAAAAAACAAUUGGUGGCAUAAUCAAUAGAUCAAUUGUUUCUAUUCAAGUGUAACCGCUUGUAGAUUCCAUCCAAGUGGAAGAGUAUUAGGAUUAGGAUCAACUGAUCAGACAUUUAAAUUAGUUUCAUGUGUUAUCUAAGAUAAUAUUAAUUCAGAGGAUUAGUCAUACAAUGGUCUUUUCAAAGACAUUAAAACAUUUGGAGAAAUCCUUGUUACAAUAAAUUUAAAUGGUUGGGUUAAUUCAAUUGAUUUUACUCAAUCAGGCAAAAAAUUUGCUGUUGCUGCACACACAGGAUUAAUUAAACAAUAUUCAUUUAAUGAUGAUGGAAGCCUGAUCGUUGAAAAUGAAGAUACAAAUGCUACUUAUAUCAAGGAGACUAAACCAUUUAAUAAAAUAUUAUAUUUGAAUGAUUCCACAAUGGUGGGAGUUGGAUAUGAUAGAAAGCCAGUUCUGUUGAAUUGUGAACCUACUUUGAAGUUUACAUCCAUUAUUGAGAAAUGCUUGGCUGCAGAAGGAGAAGUGUAGAAAUCUGGAAGUAUUGCUGCUGCAAAACAAAUGUUUUCUGGAAAAGGAUAGAAGACAGAAGAUGAUAAAUUCGGACAUUAGACUGCCAUCGCUUGCAUAAACAAAGUUAAUGAUAGCUUGAUAUCUACAAGUGAUGUUAAUGGUAUUAUUAACUUUUGGAGAAUAUGAUAUAAUAAAGCAAUCAUAUUACACAUAAAAAUAAUUAAAUAAAUUAUUAUAUUUUAAUCAACUUUUUU
This is a messenger RNA of Paramecium tetraurelia, 1154 nucleotides long. RefSeq lists its product as uncharacterized. Gene Ontology annotation, molecular function: actin filament binding. Gene Ontology annotation, cellular component: actin cytoskeleton; Arp2/3 protein complex. Lineage: Eukaryota; Ciliophora; Oligohymenophorea; Peniculida; Parameciidae. The transcript has 4 exons. Gene Ontology annotation, biological process: Arp2/3 complex-mediated actin nucleation. The record is from RefSeq and is a predicted model, not a curated record.